Molecule: messenger RNA, 13552 nt
Organism: Spirodela intermedia
Lineage: Eukaryota; Viridiplantae; Streptophyta; Magnoliopsida; Alismatales; Araceae
Source: the annotation of a GenBank genome assembly
AUGGGUGGAGACGGACGUAGCAAACGCGGCAGUCGGAUCACCAAGAAGAAGCGCAGCCGCCGGUCGGAGAGCGACGAGAGCAGCGACGACGAGGGCUCCUCCCGCUCCGUGUCCUCCUCGGGCUCGGAGACUGAGAGUUCCGACCAUGAGCGGUCGAGUAAGGGCAGCCAGAAGAGGGACAAAAGCAGGCGUCUUCGGGAGUCCAGGAGGGAGAAGAAGAGCACGGAGAUGUCGUCAUCUAGGAAAAGGAAGAGGGAGAAGGAGAGAGAGGUGUAUAAGAAGGAGAGGAGAGAGAGGCGCCGGCAGAAGCGGCGGAGCAAAGGGGCAGAUAAGAAAGACUCUGAGAGCGUGGAUUCUUCCUCCGUCAGUGACGACUCCCAUACGAAGCCUCCAAAGCCUGAAGCCGUGCUGCGCCACAUUCUCAAGAAAUUUCCGGAUGCCGCCGGCGAUUUGAGACAGGUGCUGAUUUGGGAUUUUUUUCUUUCUGUUUAUGUGCCCGCAUUCGUCCAGCUUUUGUUGCUCUCGCAUGCUACCACCAUUGUACUAGCAUGAAAAAAAUAAGGAAUUUAUGCUACUACUGAUAUCAUCAUUGUUUUUAACAUUAAGGUCUUGUACACUAAUGACAAUGGAAGAUUUGAUUAUCAUUGUCUAGAUGACUCUUUUAUCUAGGAAUUUCAGCUACUGAUUCAUUGUUACGUAAAAAGUUCUUCUUGAACAAAGUCAGCAAAAAUGAACAGCCUGGAGGUCCUGACAAGGAAAAUGGGAACUAAGCCUCAGCAAUAUUGUGACAUUCUUAUGUUCAUGCAAGUGAAGAAAAAUUUGAGGGAAAAAGAGGUUCCAAUUGUCUGAUUAGGACUAGCAACAUGCUUUAUAUAAACUUCAAAGUGAGGUUUUGGGAAAUGGUUGGUUAAAGAUGUUGAUCAAGAAUAGAACUGAAAGAUACGUAUUUUGAUGAAAUUACAAUGAUUUUGGUGAGCGAUAGGUAAGAAAAUCUUAAAUUCCUGAUAUAUACAUCCUAUUGUCAGUUAGAUAUGGGUAACCUUACCUGAAAUGAAAAAACUUGUUGAAACAUGAAAGUGGAGACUGUAAAAUUGACAGGAAAUUGUGAAAUGUUUCAUUAUGAGAAUUAACUUCAAAGGAAUUUUUGACCAAGGAAGAAAAGUAGCAGAUGAAAGCUCAAUGCUUUGACAUUUCUUGAAGUAUAUGUAAUGUGGAGAUGUCACUUGUUAGCCCUUCAAUCGAAUGUUGGGAUCUGGGAUCUCCACCAUGUGUAAUUACUCAUUUCAUCUACUGGAAAAAUGGAAGACAAAAUAGUUCCUUUCCAAGCUAGUGAUACAUGAAUCAGAGGAAACUUAUGAAUUUUUGAGGUAACAAUAAAGCUAUAUUCGUGAUUUUGAAGGUCCGCUUGAGAAUCUGGAUCCUAGUUUCGAAUAGAGAGAGCUACCGAGUGGCCAUUCCUGGAGAUGAAUUUUUGCUUUUUCAUUUUGCUUGAAAGAUACCGGGACAAACUAUUUCUUGUUCUUGGUUCUUGGUUCUUACGGUUGCACUAUGGAAUGAGAAGCUGAAUCAUGUGUAAGUGUCGAACGCUUGCAGCAAAUAAUUGGAUGUUAUCCGUAGGGUAUGGAUGUUUCCGACGUCAUCAGUUUUAAAACCAUAAAAUAAAAUUCAUGGGCAGCCAGAUGAUGUUUCAUUGUUCAUAUAUGUAAAAUUUUAAUUGUGGUUUUUUUGUUUACAUUGGACCCUGGAGUAAUAGUUGAUCUGUCUCAGAACGGAUUUUUGAAAGAAUAAAGAGUUGUGUCUGUGUUCUCUCAAAAUUGAAUUACUAUGCCUGAUUUUAGACUUGUCUAGACUAGCCCGCCCUUUUAGGAGGUGCAGGGCCUACGCUCUGUCCAGAUCUUAGUGUCAUGCCAAGCGAGAGUUGGAGGGCUGGCCAAUCCUGGUAUCAAUUGACAGCACAUCCAUCCCUGCUGGACUUGCACUUUCGUGGUGUCACUUAGUCAUAUCAAGAAUCAAGGUGGCUAAAUCAAUAUCCAGUAUUACUUCCUUCUAAAAGUUCAUAUCUCCUUUGUAACAGUCAAUUCAUCUCCGAUCACGAGAUUCUGUCAUCGCACGAGAAACUUGACUAAUAGAUUAAUAUGAUUCAAAUGUUACCAAUGAUUUUCCGUAUUCAUGUAGAUUGUUUGACUUUUCCAUUCACGAGCAUGACUUUGUCCAGGAGCAUGCUGCCCGUUCCAACUAAACCCUCCCAGUUCAAAGUGUAAGUGUUCUUUUCUAAAUGAAAGUUCGAGCGAAUUAAUUUACCUAAUUUGCUCUCCAAAAGAUCAGCUGAUCCGUAUAACAUUUUCUGACCAUGAAAGCAACUUUUUGAAAAAUAAAAUGGCUCAAGAUUGGGUCAUUGUCGACCAUUUUCAGGGAGUCUUUUUCAUCCUACAUUAUUUAUUUCGUGGUAAUUGAUUAAAUUGUGUUAUUCCAUCAAUUAUAUUAUCUAGUGUUCUUUCUUUUGCAGCUUCUGCAAAUUAUUGAUAGUGGGCAAGCUGUUGAUGUGAGAGGAAUUUCUGACAAGUCCAUGGUGAAACUUCUGAAGAAACUAUUUUUUUCAUUAAAGCUCAAACGAAAUGAGGAUGGAGUUUUUCUAUUGCCUCCCGAUAGGCUUCCUACUUUAGAUGUAGUUGGCUCGUUGUUAUCCAUAAAGGUCAAACCCAGUGCAGUAUCUCACUCCACAGCAGCGAGUGAACUGCAAGCAGCAUCUCCUGAAAAAGAAUCUGUACAAAACAAAAAUGAGGCCGGUAUUGGUCCAUUAGAAGACCCACGUGUGAAUUUGGACUCCCUUUCUCACCAAAGAAGGUGAGAUGCUGCACAUUUCUUGAAACUUCCAGAAAAUAUUCUCUAUGUUAAAUUUUAACGAUGCUACAUAAUUAGUUGCAUCUCUAUCGCAUGUAACAAUGUAGAUUACCUUAUUGUUUUCCGUGGCAACUUUUAACCAAAUCAUGUGGCUUUACUGGGAUGCAUAAUUGAUGCCUGAGCCAACGUAUUCUCUUGAUAUGUCUUAAACUUCUUAGGUCCAAAUUUAUUUUAUUUGUUUGUGCAAGCAUUAUUCAUUAUAACAUUCAAUUUGUUGUGUUCCCUAGCUUGUUGACAAUAUCCCACUUCUGCCUCUGCUAAAAUAGCUUCUAACGAUUGCAGAUACAGUUACGUCCAUGUGUUUGCACUAAAUGGAGUUUUUCAAUUUUCAUAGUUUACCGCAAGGACUAACUGCAUGUGCAGGUUCAUUGGCCCUGCAAUGCCAUCUGCUGAGUUAUUGGCUGCAGCAGCUGCAUUAACUGAAGCUGCAACGGCAAUGAGGUACAUAAGUGAAAUUCUAAUUUGUUGGUUAUUAAAUGCUGAAACUCACCAGGCUUUAACUAUACAUUUUCCUACUAUAUUCUUACAUGGCCCCACGAAGAGAAUAAUAAUCUGUUUCUUGAGGAGUGCAGCAAAACUCCACUUAUGUCCCUUCAAUAGUCCCUCCCAGUAAACGUCUUCUUACAGGAGGUUUUAUGCCCUGAUCUUGGUCAUGUGAACGUCUAAACUUUUGUGUUGCUUGCUGAAGUCCAAAGUCUGCAAUUCUUUUGUUUAGCUAACCCAGUCUGUGGCGGGUAGCUGUUAUUAGUUUUAGAACAGUUCUAGUCAAACUGUACUGAUAAAGUUGACGUUAGAUAUACAUACUUAUUUCAUCCAUUGCCAAUUGAUUUUUAAUUAAAUGACUCGGCUCCUAAGUAUAGUCUCAGAAGUCUAGAUAUUCUACUUAUGUUAUCCAUCAACAAGUCUAUCCGCGUGUGAUAGAAUAUUGGGCCUAGUCACAGUAGGCUGUAUUGAAUGGGUGGAUUAAAUCCAGUGGUCUGCUAUAUAUGGGCCUAGUCCACUCAUUGCCAAUUCGUUUGAGUUGGAUGUUUUAGUAUUUAAAAAUAAAUUCUCUCGACAUAUAACAAAUAAAUUUAGUAUAAUGCUUAAUGUUUACAUAAAGAGUUUGGCAUACCCCAUUUUUAUGUGUGAGCUCUUUUAAAUCUUUUGAAAUUAUCAGGGAUGCCGAUCUGGAGGAUGAUGGAGAGUUACUUAUAGGUCCUCCACCGCCUGCUGUUGUUUCUGAAGUCGAAUCAGCAAAUGAGGCUGAAAGAUUUGAAGAGGUAAUAGCUAUUUCUAUUUUUGUCAUCAGAAAUGGAUUAUUGAUUUCUAGAAGGCCUGGAUAUGUUUCUAAUGUAGUUGUUGAAGCUUGAGCUCUUUGGAUGGCCUUUGAAUGGUUAAAUUGGGGAGAGACAUGGUCUCGAAGGAGCACAAAAGUUGGUGGUCCAUCCUUUAUUAGUGGGCAAAAGUCAUGAGACAACUGCUGUUUUUGAGGAUCUUCUCUCACUUUGUUUACACAUACGUUUCCUAACAAGGUGUUCCUGGGGGGGGGGGAAGGUGCAAAUACUCUAGUGACUUUUACAAAAUAAUGAUCUGUUUACCUCAAAAAUGUUGAUAACGAGACUAUCAUUAACUUUAAGAAAAAGGUUCAUCAUGAUUUUGAGGUCCUCUUUGAAUAGACCUUAAAUCGUCUGCAUAGGCCUCUCCAGUCAUGGCCUGGUCAACUUCAGUGACCCCUGUGCAGAUCAGGGAUCAUGGAGUCUAGGGAGGAGAUAGAAAACUGAUUAUUCCCUGUUUUUCUCAAAAUAUGGGCUGGGGUUUGACUGAAGUAGCUUAGUUACAUGAUAAGAAUACUAACCAGCUGGUAGGAGGUUGAUGAUGUGAUGCAUUUGACUGGGACAGAGGUUCUGUACUACAUCACUUGUUGUCCUACCUUUACUUUGUGCACAAAUUUCCACGUCCAAAGAUUUCAGCAUCCAUAAGAAUAGGUUCUCCCUGUAACAAGCUCCAUAAACUGAGAGUAAGUCACUCUUAGUAUAGAUCCAACAAGAAUAAAAGGGGUGAUUUAGGGGCUAGACAUAGAACAAGCUGUGAAUGUAGUAUUUAUGUCAUGGGCUGAACAUUAAGAUGUAAAAUGAGGCGGGAGAUAUUCCUAGGUGGUGUUAGGAGACCACAUUUAUAAUAUUGGCUGAUCCAUUUUUAUAUUUGAUUGCCAGAUUAUUUAGGGUUAGACUUGUGCCUUGCAGUUUCUCUUUGCCAACGAUCUAAAUGUGGAAUGAUGCUUUGUCCUUGGACUUCUUAACUACUUAAUGCUGGGAAAAGGAAGUAAAAAUUGAAAAUGAACUGGUGGCUCUAUUCCCUAUCUCCCUUAUUACUUCCAACAUUACCUGUUACAACAAUGCACACAUGACCUCCAUACCUGUUGCACUCUGAAACCAAGCAGACCUGUCAUGUUUAACUGAUGUUUAUGUUGAAAUAGGAUGGCAUGCGGAAAAUUCUUAUCCAUGAAUCUUCAGAUUUUUUCUUAGCAUCUGUAGUAGCAAGCACGGUUCACUUAUAUUUUUGGGUGAUAAUGACUGAUAGUUUUAAUGUCAGAUGCUCGAGAAUCCACAUUUAUUUGGUAUUACCUGCAAUAAAUGUGUGUUCUUUGUCUAUACUAUCUGCUUUGAAGAGUGUGUUCCUUGAUGUUGUGAAAAGAAUAAUCAGAACAGUUUACAUGGCACUAUCGUAUGGCUGCCUCAGCCUUUACUGUUGUCACUUUUGACAUGCCACACAUUUUUCUCUGAAUUUUCUCUCUCAUUGGACCCUCUUUGAUGUUUUUACGUUUUUCAAUAUGGUGUAGGUUACACGAAUUGUUGGGUCUGAUCCUGAUAAACCUUAUGACGUGCUUGGAGCGAAUUGGAAAAUGUCAACUGAUAACAUCAAGAAAAAGUAAGUUAGCUUUAUUCGUUGACUUUUGAUUAUUUUUUAUCAUUUUGUUCCUCAUUAGCGUAGUGAAUUUUCUCCACUGCAAUAAAAUCAACACCAAGAUGAUUUACUAUUUUGAAUAUUUGCAUCUUAUAAACAUUGGUACUUUGCGAUUGAUGUAUAAUGGUUGAAAGAAAAGUGUGAUCUUUAAAGAUAUAAAAAAGAAAACUGUAGGAGAAUAUAUUCUAUAAAGAUAAAAAGCUUGUCAAUGCUGGUAUUUGACAAUAAUUCGAAAAGUAUUUAUUUCCCUCUUAGAGAAAGUUACCUCUAUUCUUUUUUCUCCAUCUUCCCCAUUGUUCGCUUCUGUUCUAUCUUUGAUCCAUCCCAAUAUCUUUCCCCUCUACGACAUUUUACACUACACCCUGGUAUUACAAGCAACAGAGAGGCAACAAAUAUCUCAUUUAGCAAGACCUCCGUUGCUCUGGAGGAAUAACAUAGACACCCAUCGACUAUAACCAAUCUGUUAUUGAUAAUGCAGGACAGUGGUCCAUCGAUUCGUUGAAAUUCAAUCAUACAAACUGCAAUUAAGAGUAAUCAAUCCUCUCCUCAAUUGACACUUCAUAUAAUGCAACGAAAGAUAUGUCACUGUGAAAGUCACUUGAGUUAGCUGCCCGUUGAGAAAGCAAUUCUGGUUCCAACUGUUGAUAUGAAUGUCAUGGAAUUUGUUCAUGUGAUGUUACACUUCUUAAACAAUUAAAAACCUAUUAUUAAAAAGUAGUAUGUAGAACCUGAACAUUUAGUACUAGACAACAAUGGAUUGUCAGAAAAUUCAAGCAAUUGAGCCAGCAUUGUUCUGAGGCAUCUCACCAUUACAAUUUUGAUUCUUCAUUUUUUAUCAAUAAUUGAUGCUGAAGAUGGUGACGUUCCAACAAGCUAGGGCACUACAAAAAGAGGAAUGAAUUGUUCAGUUAUAGGUUUGACGUCCAGAACUAAAACAUUGUGGAAAAUAGAAAAAGUCGCCCUAUGACACCAUGAUUAUCGUGGUUUCAUUCCCUUAACAAUCCUCUUCAAAUACCCAUAAUUGGGAAAAAAAUUAUAUUUCUUGAACAAAUUUUAAGUUCCCUUUACCCUAAGUUACUAUAAAACUUCUACUUCGACCCACAUCUUACUUACUAUGCUUCUAGCAAGUUUGAAGUAGAAAUACAUCCCAAGAAACUUGAAACUUGGGUGACCACUUUAGGAGCGGAAGCAUGAUGUGAUUCUUGAAUCAAGGGAUUUAUAGCUCUUGAAAGAGAUCUAUCUAUUUUCAAAUGGCCUACCCGUAUUUGGAAAAAAAUGGCUUGUUUUUCAGUUUUGUCAGUACUUUUUUAGAUUUUUUUUGACAUUACCAAGAUUUUAGAUGUCUGAACUUGUUGAAUGGCUGUGAAACCUAAAACUAUAUCAGACGUUGAUGUUUCUUUAUUAGUGUCUAUACUUUAUCAUUGAUCGCCCUUUUCAGGCAUAAACGCUUGUAUGUUGGAGUUCAAUAUUCAAGUUCUUUGACAUUCUGCCUGCUUUUCAGUUGCUGGCACUUUUCUGGAUGGUUUUUACACUUUUUCAGUUCCUCUCGAUUCUGUCUCCACGUGUUCAUAUGUUAAAACUUGAAUUUUGUGUCAAUUACAGAUAUUGACGCUCAUUCUGUAAGUGUUGAUGCAUAUCAGAAUAACGGUUUGGGUUUACUAGUUACGUAAAGCUGUCUAUGUUUUGCAUAUUCAUGUAAGACAGGUUAGGUGGUUUGUAUCAACCAACUUAAACUCACUCGUAAGCAUGAAACUCAACUGUUGGAGUUAUAGUUAGAUGAUAGGAUUUGGUUACCAUGCAUUAAAGAAUUCCAAACAUUUUUUUUGGACAAUCGCUGCACAUUCUAGUUUUCCCUUAUCUUUGUAGGUGGCUGGAUGCAUAUAAAGACACUUGCACAUAAAUGGUCCUACAAGGUUGAAUUUGAGAUUGUUUACUUUGAAGAUUGACAACUUAGAAUCUCAUUGAAGACUAUUCGUUUCUCGGAUUUCUGCUCAUUUCAUAAAAAUUUUCUAGCUUAGUCUAAAGGAAAGAGUGUUAUAGGCGUUGAUCUUUGACCAUCUGUUGUUGUUACCUUAUUGUAGCAUUGUACAUAACUUUCUAAGUAUUAUUUGGCAUUUUGCAAUUUUUUCAUUGUAGAAUUCUUAUUUCCAUGCUUUCAUUUAAAAAUUGUUGUGAUCAUACAUCUAAAGUAGUUGUGUUGAUCUUUGGUUAGGUAUUGGAAGUUGUCUCUCAUGGUUCAUCCUGACAAAUGUUCGCAUCCUCAGGCACAUCAAGCAUUUGUGAUAUUGAACAAAUGUUUUAAACUACUACAGGACACAGAGAAGGUGGUCUUGUCUCAAUUUACUGUUUUUUGUAAUUUAUUUUGUUAAAAUAUUUGUGUAAUAUCUAAUUUAACUGCGAAUAUACUCAUUCACUGGAUUUGAUAAUUCAUUGGGCGCUGGAUGUAUAUGAUACAUAUAUAUGGUCUUUGAUAUCCGAACUUUUUGUGCUUUUGACCAUAUUAUGGAUGACAAAUUUAGUUCUGUUAAGUGCAAGAAUUAUAAUCUUAUAAGCUUAUUUAGAUAUCAAUUUCUUAAUCCAUUCAAAACUGGUUCUUGGUUUUGACGGGUUGUUAUACACAAGCCUUUCGAUUUGGAGAAAAAAAUGAAGACUGAUAAAUUCAUUUUCUUUGGCUUUUGUGCAUCUAAAACCAGGUUUACCCUAUGAAAAUUGUGUCUAGUCAUUCAGUCAUUCGAAUCCUCUUUCAUUCUCCCAUUUCCACUAACAGCUACCUUUAUUGAAGCUUCUUUUGGAGCUUACCUUUUGAUUAAGAGAAGAAUGAAUGAUCAGGUUAGAUCAGCCAACAGUUGCAACAGAAAGGUUAAAAAGUUGAACUAGUAGACAAUAAAGGGUUGACCGCUCCAUGGGUAAUUUUCAGAACCUUAGAAAGUGAUACAAAGAACGGCUCCUUCGAGAGCAACUAAGAUACAAAUGGUGGAUAACAACAUCUAAAAUGAGUGAGACUGCUUAAUUUUCCUGUGAUGCUUUGUAUAGAAAGACAGUCUUGGGAAUAAAAGGAAACAAAAAUUGUCUAUGAAAUAAAAGCUUGAGAUGUUUAGUAACCUUUUCAAAAGUUACUCGAAGAGAAAGAAAGCAUGGAGAUUCGGAUUGGGAAGGCUCCUCCUUGGCUUGAUAUUUCAAUAAUUUAUCAGUGUCGUCCUUACAAGUGAAAGGAAACCACUUUUAAGGAUGAAGGCAUGCUGGUGUCCUCAUCCAGAUGGCUUUGUAAUAUUGUGUGUGUAAGAAAUGAUUAAAGAAGUUGUACGCAGAAAAUUAAAGAUUAUCAAUGUUGAUUCAAAUCAAUUUGGUUUUUUUACAAUCAACUUCCUGCAAAAGUCCAUUACCUGAGGAAUCCGAUUACAAAAGUCUUAUCUUCUCAUCCAUCAAAUAUCGAAUUUGAAACAUAUGUAAAACAAGAAAAAAAGUCCACUCGUCGGAUACUUAAAAACCUCUUCCCCCUGAAAUCCAUGUGGAAAACAGUAAUCUCUGAGUUCUCCAAUCCUAACAAAUAUGACGAGUACUUCUUCAGCAUGGAGUUGGUACCAAAGGUGCUCGUGUGUACCUCUUUGCACAUCUUGGAAUUCUGUACUGUCUCUCUUAUCUGUGUGACCCGUAACACUAGCCGAUGUGCCCUAGACAUUUCAUUCACGGACUCCAUUUGACCUUGGAAAGGCAUCUCUACAACACUUCCAUGCAAUCAUAUUCUAUAAAGAUACGGUCAAAUUGUUUCUCCCCCAGUCCACAGAAACUGAAGGUGUGUUCAAUGUAAGUUUUGAACAAAACAACUUUAUCACAGUAUACAGACUCCUUUGGCACAAUUUUCUCUUAGAAUUCUGACUUUCAUGGGAGUAGUCUACCUAUGCCGGUAUGUAACACGACAUAAUCCUAAAAAUUUCCUACAAAGAACAUAAAGUUUCCUACAAAGGACAUUCGUUUGUUGACUGUCCAAUUUUCUCUUAAAAUGUCCAAUUUAUAGUCCUUUUUUACAUCCUGGCCUGACUUAAUGAUUCCCCUCCAAUUGUUCGUAAUUUUCUUAUAUUAUGAAUAUGCUAAUCUUUGUCUUUGGGGAUGUUCCAUAGUAUGGUAGAUACCUUGCUCGUAGAGAUUACUGAGAUGAGAAUGAUGAUAUGAGCGACAAUCCUGUUAGAAUUUUUAAACUGUUCUGACCACCUCCCUUCAUUUAUUGCAUUUAUCUUUUAUAGUUCUUGCUUGCUAUCCUCUCCUAUCUUCAGCAAUGGUUUUUCUUUUGAGUCAAACUUCGCCAUUUCAGGCCGAUCUUGAGUUUUUCUUUUUUCCUUUCCUGCAAGCGAAGCCUAAUCUACUUUUUCAUGCGCUCUUCUUGUUCUGCUCAGUUCUUAUAGAGAGAAGCAUUCCGAAAAUGGAUAAAAUAUAACAUUCAAGGCUGGAAAGACUGUCCAGAACCUUACUGAUAAUUCCCUAUUUUCGGCUGACAUUAGAGAAUGAUUCAUGUAUAUCUGCACCACAUAAUGUACACUAAGAUGAUGAUGGUAUCGGUAUUCAAUUCGUUGGCUUUUAAGAAUUUUCUUGGUCUAUCAUAUGUAGGCAUAUAAGUUUUCUUCUCCUUUCCUUCAAAUGCAAAUUCAUAUAAAAGUUGAUUGAAAGAGCUCCCUUGUUUCUUGCUAUUUUCACUCUUGAAUUUAUUUUUUUCUGUUCAGUCUGCUCACCCAGUUUAUAGUGACUGUUCAAUUUUUAACUUGAAGAUUUACGUACAUUUUAAUCUUCGAAUUUUUUCAGAGGAAAGAGUUGGAUGAGAAAAUUAAGCUCAAGGAAGAACAGGAACAGUUUAAGGUAAACAGAAAGUGCUGUCAUAUUCUUCUUUUAUGAACUGGGUUAGUUUAUACGUUUAGAUCUUUGCUUUUAAGACCUACGCAUAUCUUGGGACGUUUCUGGAUGUAAUAGAAGAGACUCCUGAUCCUGUCUCUUCCUAGUCAAUCCCCUGAUCUUCUGGACUCCCUGGUAAUGAUGCCGACCUUGGUGAUUUCUGCGGUAAAUCUUAGAGUUUGUAACACUAGGCAAAGAAAGAACAUGCUACAGGUCUUGACCGUCACUAUUAUAAAGUAUCCAUAGUGAUGAUAGAAUGUUAUCUCAACAACUUAUUUCUGCGUAGUUUUAUAGGAACAAAACUUCUCUGCCAUUUUUUCCUCACAAAAACACUAUGUUCUUUGUCCCUCAACCUAAGUAGGUUAUUCUUUGACUUUAAAAACUCUAAGCUGCCUUUGAGGAGAAUGUGUCAUCCAAGGUGAACGAUCUUGUAACUUUGAGGAGAAGAUGGAUGACUUAUUGCAUUUUUUCUGGAAGGAAUCAUUGGAGAUGUUAGAUAAGGAAACCAGGGGACACACUAUGAAUUUUGCUGAGGUCACCUUGUUUCCGAAUCCAUGAAUACAGAACUGAUCACGAUGAAGGCCAAGGAGGUUAGUAUUUUGUUGCUAGAAAAUAGGUUUUACUGUGCGCAUGCAGUGUUUUGAAAAAUUGACAUGGUUUGGUUGGACCAAGUUCGCUAUUCUAGUGAAACGCGUGGGAGAUUCAUAGAGGCUGAUCUUGUCUCCCACAUUACAUUCAGAUUCAUAGCCCAUGUCAAAUAGUUAAAAAAUAGUUAAACGCGUGGGAUCAUGUUUUUCUGCUUUGAGCUAUCAGAGAAGUCUAAGGUUGAAGAUGGUGACAUUCUGUGAUCUUGCUUUCACCAAAAAUUAUGGCACAUUUGUAUCAGCUCGGUAACUCUAGUUUUGUGCUACCUCGGGACGUGCAUGUCUUCAUUUUUUGAAAAUAUGUACAGCAAGUCCCAUUCCCCUAAGAAAUUCCACUCUUUACUUGGACCACUUCGCUGGUUAUGACCAAUCCUUAUUUAGCUAGUUGUAAUUAAUUUAGGACUGCGCAAUGAAGUGAUUGAAGUGGGUCAUAUAUUAUAUAAUCAGGUUUGUGCAUGAACAAUGAUUGAGCCCAUAUAGUUUAGCUACUCCCAACCACUGUCGAAUUCCAGGUAGGGUGAUAUUUAACCCCUUAUAUGAAGAACUUGAUCUCCUCCACCUCGGGAUUUUUUGGCCAUACUCAAUGACACUGAAUUUGAUCUUCCUACUCCUUUCUGCCACUUGUGUAUCCAUAUCAUAAAUUUGUGAUAUCUCAUCCAUCCAGUUCACAAGAAACAGGGUUCCAGUUGGAAUAGGACUUGAAGAGGUGUCCAUUAUGCUCGGAUGAAAAUUUAUUGUUUUGAUUAUUAUGGUUGCACAUUCUGAUAAACUUGUCGUUUAUGAUGUAUGGCUUGAUAUCAACCUAAUGUAACGUUUUUAAUAUAUUUUUCACUCCUUUAGGUUGAGUUACGAUCACUCCGUGAAGCUGCACAAUGGAGAAAAUUGCAAGGUCUGGUAGCUUUUUAGUGGAUGUUUGUUAAUGCCUCUUAUUUAGUUUUGAUUCAGUUAGCAUGAUUUCGAAAAAGAAAUUAUCCCUGUAACGAGGUUUGGCACCAUAAUAUUCUGUAAAUAAAGAUGCCCAAUGAGACAUCUAACCUGUCGCAUGAAUUUUUCUUGUACCCAACAGCCUUAUUUUUAGAAUAAAAGCUUCCUGUGAUGGACCAAACAUGAAGGGAAAAGACAGGCGUGCUUUUUUGGAAGAAAAUAAUGGAAAUGUUCAAUUCUUGGCAGGGAUAUCAAUGGAAGGUGAUGAUAUCCUUCUGGCGGAGACAGAGGCAGAGGCAGAGCAGCCAAAAAAGAGGGACGAGUGGAUGACAACGCUGCCUCCUGAAAGGAAAGUAAGGAUCCUGUCCUCAUCUGACUGAUCUGCAACUCGCAAUGUUUUCUGAGCCACUGGCCGAUUCGGCUCGGGAACAACCGUCAAAGAUCAGGAGAAUUGUUGACCGAAUCUGGCCACAUCCAACCAAUUAUCUUGUUAUGGGGGGUGCAGAUUAGCCGACUACUCUGGCUAGUUUAUUGAUUUUAAUCAGGGAAACUUAGCCUCGAUUCCACCAUUUCUGACUGAUUUAGACAGACCUAAAUCCGGUUCAGGAUCAAUUUCUCGCCCAGAUUUCUUCAUCUUUACACCAGGAUGAAUCUUUAACCAUCAGUCUUUAAUUCCCAGCCUGGCAUCACGACGCAAUCAACGACAUUUAGUAGGACCAACAAAGAAGGGCGCGGCGACACCAGUGUUUGGACGGACAACCCCCUCGACAAGGCUCACAAGGCAAAACAGAGGUUCCACCAUAUCUUUCUCAAUUCAACAAGUUCCAUGGAUUCUCUUCUGUUUGAGAUAUUCACCUAAUUAUGGCAAAAGACCCUUCCUCCCAUCAUAACAUCAGGUGUUGUAUAUUAUUCCCAGUUACUUGGAGGCCUACAACAAGGUGACGGCAACCAGUGCUGCGGACUCGGAGAGAAUGAGAUCGACUGCCGACGCAGACCUGGUUGACAAAUACAACCAGGCCAAGCGGGCCAAGUCCCUGGUGCAGAAGCACCGGGAGGAGAGUGGCCGAUCGAAAGGCAAGGCAAAGCGGCUGCCACUGGAGAAGGAAGAGUGGGCAGGGCAGCACCCAUGGAAGCCCUGGGACCGUGAGAAGGACCUGUCAGCCGGCCGCCAGAAAGUCAACUUGGAUUCCAAGAACAUGUCCGAGGGCCUCUCCUCCCGGUUCUCCUCCAGCUCCUUCCAGAGGGACUUCCUGUGA